Molecule: messenger RNA, 462 nt
Organism: Paramecium tetraurelia
Lineage: Eukaryota; Ciliophora; Oligohymenophorea; Peniculida; Parameciidae
Exons: 2
Source: RefSeq, a predicted model, not a curated record
AUGGCUGAAUUAACAAGAGAGGAGAAGAAAGAAAAAAGCAAAUAAAUGAAAGACAAAAUGAAAUAUGUGGAGCAAUAGGCAAGAUUCAGAAAGGCCUAAACCCAAUUAAGAGAAUAUGGAUUAGAAAAUACUACAACUUCCACCAAGCGUGAAAUCAUGAGGGCUUUGGAAAUUGAUAUGGAUGAUCAAUAAUAAAAGCACUAUUAAGGACUACAAAAGAAAUUAGUGAGAAUGAAUUAUUAUGGAUCAUUUUUUGGGUUGACUACUGCUGCCAUAUUGCCUAGAACAUUUAGAGUUUAUCAGAAACUUGGAUUAGUAUCAAGAGUCGCUCUUUGUGUUGGUACAUUUUUGAUCACUUAACAGGGAGUGGCAUUCAAAUACUUGUGUGAUGUGGAUGAUUUCGAAGUUGAUUUCAUUGAAAAGCACAAAAGCAAAUUUUUAGAAACAUCCUUUGAGAGUUGA